Molecule: messenger RNA, 1196 nt
Organism: Phaethon lepturus (White-tailed tropicbird)
Lineage: Eukaryota; Metazoa; Chordata; Aves; Phaethontiformes; Phaethontidae
Product: myotubularin-related protein 5-like
Exons: 7
Source: RefSeq, a predicted model, not a curated record
AAACUGAGCCCGGGCAUCACGCAGUUUGCCUACAGCUGCGUGCAGGAGCAUGUGGUGUGGACCAACAUCCAGUUCUGGGAGGCCAUGUUCUACUGUGAUGUGCAGAAUCACAUCCGAGCCUUGUACCUGGACAACAACGAGGAGAACCACACGGGUGAGACGUCUGACAUCUCCUUCCAACUCCUUCAGGAGAGCACGGAGGGGCCACAGGAAGCCAAGUCUGCCCUGGAGAUAGCAUCGGAGCAGCUGAGGCUCUGGCCCACCAUGAGCAGAGAGAAACAGCAGGAGCUGAUCCAGAAGGAGGAGAGCACUGUUUUCAGCCAGGCCAUCCACUAUGCCAACCGCAUGAGCUACCUGCUGCUGCCUCUCGACACCAGCAAGAACCGCCUGCUGCGCAGCUCUGGGCUGGGGGACGUGGAGAGCGUCAGCAACAGCUUCGUCACCAACAGCAUCGCUGGCAGCAUGGCUGAGAGCUAUGACACAGAAAGUGGAUUUGAGGACGCAGAGAGUUCCGAUGUGGCCAACUAUGUGGUGCGAUUCAUCAACCGCUUUGUGGACAAAGUCUGCACGGAGAGUGGAGUCACCAACGAGCACCUCAAGGGGCUGCACGUCAUGAUCCCUGAUAUUGUGCAGAUGCACAUAGAGACACUGGAUGCCGUGCACAGGGAGAGCAAGAGGCUUCCUCCCAUCCAGAAGCCAAAGCUGCUGCGCCCCAACCUGCUGGUGGGUGAGGAGUGUGUGAUGGAAGGGCUUCGCGUGUACCUCAUGCCUGAUGGACGGGAAGAAGCUGCUGGAGGGAAUAUUGGUGGUCCACCUCUCCUUCCCGCGGAAGGAGCCAUCUUCCUCACCACUUACCGCAUCAUCUUCAAAGGCACUCCCACGGACCCUCUGGUGGGGGAGCAGGUGGUGAUCCGGUCCUUCCCCAUCGCCUCGCUGACCAAAGAGAAGAAGAUCAAUAUCCAGGCCCCGGUGGAUCAGUUCAUCCAGGAGGGCUUGCAGCUGCGCUCGUGCACAUUCCAGUUGCUGAAGAUUGCCUUUGAUGAGGAGGUGGCUUCAGACAGCGCCGAGAUCUUCAGGAAGCACCUGCAUAAGCUGCGCUACCCCCAGCAUGUCCGUGGCACCUUCGCCUUCACUGUGGGCCAGUCGCCCAAGCAAGCCAUGCAGCCCAAGGCCAAGGAGAAGAACCCCUCGCUCAG